AUUUGGCAACCUGAAACCACAAGAAAGAAGAAGCUGAAUUGAAGAUGGAAGAUCGCCCACAACCACCGCAAGCCAACCCCUCCGCCACUUCUCCGUCAUCAUCAUCCCUCAACUAUAACAGGCGGCCGGAAACUGGUGAAGAAGAUAGUAAUAGUGAACCGGCGGUGGUUAGAUCAAGGUGGAACCCUAAACCGGAGCAAAUCCUUAUCCUGGAAUCCAUCUUCAACAGCGGCAUGGUCAACCCUCCCAGGGAAGAAACCAUCAAGAUUCGAAAACUCCUCGAGAAAUUCGGCUCUGUCGGGGAUGCCAACGUCUUCUAUUGGUUCCAGAAUCGCCGCUCCAGGUCACGCCGCCGCCAACGACAGCUUCUUGCUGAGCAAGGUCAUGCAAGCGGCGGCGGCGGCAUGGCUGAUUAUACCGGAACCGGCGGUUGUGGCACUAGCAGCGGCAACUACGUUUUGCAGUCACCGCCAUCUUCAAGUUUUUUCGAGCUAAAUCGGCCAAUGGGAUCUUCUUCUUCUCCUUUCCAUGGGGGCGUUGACGACGAGAUGUUGGGUUUUCCGUCGGGUGAAACGAUGACGAGUAUUCAAUAUGAUCCGGCGGCCGGAAUUGAGCAGAGCUAUCCGGUGAGCCCAUCAGUUAUGUGUCCCUCUUUCUCGCCGCCACAUGAUGCUUCUCAUAUGCCCUACCAACCUGCUGCUGGAUUAGUAACAGUGUUCAUUAAUGGAGUGGCAACGGAGGUUCCAAGAGGGCCAAUAAACAUGAGAGCUAUGUUCGGGGAAGAUGAGUUUGUGCUUUAUCACUCCUCUGGAAUUCCUUUACCGAUCAACGAAUUUGGGAUUUUGCUUCAGAGCUUAAGGCAUGGCGAAACCUACUUCCUGGUUUCAAGAACAUCCUAGAAUGAUAUGCACCCGUUGAAGACUGAUUUUGGUAUUCAAUAUAUUAGAAAUAUAUUUGUAAUGAUAUUUUGGUAUUUACUCAACA
Messenger RNA from Cuscuta europaea, 984 nucleotides. Lineage: Eukaryota; Viridiplantae; Streptophyta; Magnoliopsida; Solanales; Convolvulaceae. The record is from the annotation of a GenBank genome assembly.